GGUGGCUAAGCUACGAGCUAUCCAUCCACCUCGCUCCUCACGCGACUCCCGACACGCCCUUCGCUUCCCCAGGCUCAUGUCCUCCUCUGCUGCUGCGGCAUCCACGGCCAGCUCGACGGCGCAGCUGCACCGCCAUGUCAAGUGAUCUCUCCACGCGCUCGUGUCCUUCCUCCUCCUCCGCGUCCCCUUCCGAUGACGCUCGGCGGAGGGACCAUGGAGAGGCGCCGCGACGACGGGAAGAUCAGGUGAACGACGCCGGCGGCGCCAGCAGCAAGGGCCGUCGAGGGCGGCGGCGCCUGCGUCUUCGGGUACCGUGGCGCCUCGGCCUCGGCGCGACGUGGGCGCUGGACCCGCGGGCGAGGUGGGUCCGGGAGUGGAACCGCGCCUACCUCCUCGCCUGCGCGGCGGGGCUCAUCGUGGAUCCGCUCUUCCUGUACGCCGUGUCCGUGAGCGGCCCGCUCAUGUGCGUCUUCCUCGACGGCUGGCUGGCCGCCGCGGUCACCGUGCUGCGCUGCGCGGUGGACGCCAUGCACGCGUGGAAUGUCGCGACGCAGCUCCGUGUCGCGCGCGCCCCGGCUCGGAAGCGCGUGAGCGGCCCGGACGACGAGGAGCAGCAGGCGGCCGCGGAGGAGGAGGAGGAGGGCGCCGAGGCGGCGCGCAAGGUCCUGCCGGGCGUGAGGUCCGGGAAAGGGAUGGUGCUGGACUUCUUCGUCAUCCUCCCCGUGAUGCAGGUGGUCAUGUGGGUGGCGGCGCCGGCGAUGAUCCGCGCGGGGUCGACGACGUCGGUGAUGACGGUGCUGCUGGUGACGUUCCUGCUCGAGUACCUGCCCAAGAUCUACCACGCGGCGCGCUUCCUCCGCCGGAUGCAGGGCGGGUCCGGUCACGUCUUCGGCACCAUCUGGUGGGGCAUCGCACUCAACCUCAUGGCCUACUUCGUCGCCGCCCAUGCUGUGGGCGCGUGCUGGUACCUGCUCGGCGUCCAGAGGGCCACCAAGUGCCUGAAGGAGCAGUGCCACCAGCUGCCCGGGUGCGCGCCCAGGGCGUUGGCCUGCGCCGCCCCGCUGUACUACGGUGGCGCCGCCGCAGCGCCCCUCGGCGGCGACAGGCUCGCCUGGGCCCAGAACGCGCAGGCCAGGGGCAUGUGCCUCGCCAGCGGCGACAACUACCAGUACGGGGCGUACAAGUGGACCGUCAUGCUCGUGGCCAACCCGAGCCGGCUGGAGCGGAUGCUGCUCCCCAUCUUCUGGGGCCUCAUGACGCUCAGCACUUUCGGAAAUCUGGAGAGCACGACGGAGUGGCUGGAGAUCGUGUUCAACAUCAUCACCAUCACGGGGGGGCUGAUCCUCGUCACCAUGCUCAUCGGCAACAUCAAGGUGUUUCUGAACGCGACGACGUCCAAGAAGCAGGCGAUGCACACGCGGCUGCGGAGCGUGGAGUGGUGGAUGAAGCGCAAGAACCUGCCGCAGAGCUUCCGGCACCGGGUGCGGCAGUUCGAGCGGCAGCGGUGGGCGGCCACGCGCGGCGUCGACGAGUGCCAGAUCGUGCGCGACCUCCCCGAGGGCCUCCGCCGGGACAUCAAGUACCACCUCUGCCUCGACCUCGUCCGCCAGGUGCCGCUCUUCCAGCACAUGGACGACCUCGUCCUCGAGAACAUCUGCGACAGGGUCAAGUCGCUCAUCUUCCCCAAAGGAGAAACCAUCGUGAGGGAGGGGGACCCGGUGCAGAGGAUGCUGUUCAUCGUGCGGGGGCACCUGCAGUGCAGCCAGGUGCUGCGGAACGGCGCGACGAGCUGCUGCAUGCUGGGGCCGGGCAACUUCAGCGGCGAUGAGCUACUGUCGUGGUGCCUGCGCAGGCCGUUCCGGGAGCGGCUGCCGGCGUCGUCGGCGACGCUCGUGACGCUGGAGAGCACAGAGGCGUUCGGGCUGGACGCCGCCGACGUCAAGUACGUGACGCAGCACUUCCGGUACACGUUCACCAACGACAAGGUGCGCCGCAGCGCGCGCUACUACUCGCCCGGGUGGCGCACCUGGGCGGCCGUCGCGGUGCAGCUCGCGUGGCGCCGGUACAAGCACCGCAAGACGCUCGCGUCGCUCUCGUUCAUCCGCCCGCGCCGGCCGCUGUCCCGGUGCUCGUCGCUCGGGGAGGAGAAGCUCCGGCUGUACACCGCAAUCCUCACCUCGCCCAAGCCCAACCAGGACGACGACUUCUGAGCCUUUUGAGGCCGCCUCGUCCAUGCAGACCGAACGACAUGGUGGAUGGUGCCAUGCUCCUGCUCGAGACACAUCGCAAGUUGUCCCAUUAUCGACUUAAUUUUUGCCAUGUGUCGUAUGAUUGGAAGGGUCCAAGGAAGUUGUAAAGCGGGAAAGGUCUGGUAGAAUUUUCUUCCGAUGUGUCGGUGUCCUUGCAGCAUGAAACUUUGUGAAUGAUGUACAUAUAUAUUCAGAUGAGGAUAUUUGCUUUAAAAUCCUUUCUUU
Molecule: messenger RNA, 2474 nt
Organism: Phragmites australis (common reed)
Lineage: Eukaryota; Viridiplantae; Streptophyta; Magnoliopsida; Poales; Poaceae
Product: cyclic nucleotide-gated ion channel 4-like
Exons: 4
Coding region: 135-2210 (691 amino acids)
Biological process (GO): transmembrane transport; monoatomic ion transport
Cellular component (GO): membrane
Molecular function (GO): monoatomic ion channel activity
Source: RefSeq, a predicted model, not a curated record